Molecule: messenger RNA, 957 nt
Organism: Lolium perenne
Lineage: Eukaryota; Viridiplantae; Streptophyta; Magnoliopsida; Poales; Poaceae
Molecular function (GO): S-adenosylmethionine-dependent methyltransferase activity
Source: RefSeq, a predicted model, not a curated record
UCCCACCACCACCUACUAUUCUCCCCUCCCUUCCCCAUCCGCCCCGCGCGCCUCCCUCAGCUCACUCCCUCCCUCCAUCCCUCCCCCGGGCGCGCGAUGUCGUCGUCCUCGGCGCCGCUUUCGCCGCGCGUGGCGGAGGAGGACGAGGAGGGGGCCGCAAGAACCGACGGCGGCGGCACGGUGUUCUGCUACGGGGAGGCGGGGUACUGGGACGCGCGGUACGUGGAGGAGGGCGGCGCGCCCUACGACUGGUACCAGCGCUACGCCGCGCUGCGCCCCUUCGUCCGCCGCUUCGUGCCGCCGGCCUCGCGCCUCCUCAUGAUCGGCUGCGGCUCCGCGCUUAUGUCAGAGGAUAUGGUCGCUGAUGGCUACAGGGAGAUUAUAAACAUUGACAUUUCUUCGGUUUUAAUUGAGAUGAUGAGAAAGAAGUAUUUCGAUCUUCCACAACUACAAUACAUGCAAAUGGAUGUUAGGGAUAUGAGUAAAUUUCCUGAUGAAUCAUUUGAUUGUGCCAUUGACAAAGGUACUUUGGACUCUUUGAUGUGUGGUGUGGAGGCUCCUCUCAGCGCAGCUCAGAUGGUCCUGGAAGUAGACAGGCUUCUUAAACCAGGGGGAGUCUUUAUGUUGAUAACUUAUGGUGAUCCAUCAGCACGAAUUCCUCAUUUGAACCAGCCAGUAUGCAGUUGGAAAAUUUCACUGUACAUUCUGCCAAGACCUGGGUUCAAGGGAAAGACAAGAAGGUGCAAGGAUUAACAGGGAUAGGUUCUCCAACCAAAAACCACUUAGAGAUGCAAGAUUCAGAGUGAGCUGUUGAAUGAUUCGUCUCACAAUAUUUGUGCAUUGUUGCGCGUGAUGUUGCCACCAUUAUGGCCAUCCAAAGAUAGAAAGUGUGUUUUUGCACAUGUGUACAUUUUUUCAGUGAUCUUAUAAGAAUCAGCGAGUCACUAUAUUGUGUUA